Molecule: messenger RNA, 7428 nt
Organism: Betta splendens (Siamese fighting fish)
Lineage: Eukaryota; Metazoa; Chordata; Actinopteri; Anabantiformes; Osphronemidae
Gene: prr36a
Product: proline rich 36a
Exons: 6
Coding region: 397-4800 (1467 amino acids)
Source: RefSeq, a predicted model, not a curated record
ACCGGUCUCGCGCGUGUGAUUGGGCGGCUCGCGGGAUUUAACCUACGUGCGUCCCUACGACCACCGCUACGUAUCGCUGCGCCUUCGAUCCACAGCGCGACGCCCCGGUCACUCCCCCCGCGCGGCUCCAUCCUUCAUGUAGGCGCAGCGCACUGCCGCGGCUUAAACGUGGAGGGAAGGACACGGAGAGGGACGCCGACACGUAGCGCGGCUUCAUUGUUAGUCAGGUGGAAUCGAAGCCUCCGCGGACGCGUUUCACCGCAGGACGUGGAGCGAGCGCUCGUGUCCCCGGGAGUCUGGAGGAGCAGCGUUUGAAAGGAAAACAAAUCUCAAGAGCCCCUGCCCAUCUUUCAAGAGUUUAGUCUCCAAUAUUAGCAUUAACAUCUAUUGAAGGGAAUGAAACCGGAUGGGGUUGCCAUGGAAACCACAGAACCCACUGAAGUUGCAGGAGUAGCAGAGCAGUCCUCAUCACAGGAUAACCUAACAGAGGAAGCUGCAAGUAAUCUAGAACCCAAAGCUGCUCCAAAGGCCAAUGGCAAACCAGCGGCAGCAGACCUGGAAGUCCAACCAAAAUCUGCCACAACUAAAACGCACCCCACCGUCAAAUCCACUGGGUCCUCUGGAGCUAACUCACGACCGGGGACUGCUUCGCAUCGCACGGUGAAUGAUGUCAAACCCUCUAGCCAUGCUUCUUCAGUUACACUUAAGAAAAUGCCGACAAAAGCAGGAGCUGUACCUAAAAAGCCUUUGGGUGGGACCACAGUUCCUACUACAGCCAAGAACCAAACUAGAGUGCCUGAGAAGAAGCCCCUUGGACCUACUAGGACAGCCUCUGCUGCCGUCACAGUAACAAAGGGUACCAAGCCAACAACCAUGAAUGGGACUGCUAAGAAACCAGUAGCUGAGACUGUUGCAAGACCCAAAACCACAGGUCUUACAAGCAGACCAUUGGCACCCACGGCCCCAAAACCCAGUACGUCGACUACAACAAGGGCCGUUGGUGCUGGUGUUUUAAAGACCACAAGACCUGCUACCGCUCUCUCAACAUCUCGAUCAGCAUCUUCCACAUCAAGGCCCGGUUUAGCUGCUACCAAGCCUCCAGCCAAUGUCGCUACAAAAGCAGUUCCAAGGGUGACCACAGCAACAUCUACUGGAAAGACUGCUACAGCACAAGCUCCUAAAAUUGCACCGACAAAGAAAGAUAUCUGUCGACCAGCUCCAGUGCCUAAGAAACCUGCAACAGCCACGUCAGUUCCCAAAAAACCAGAACCCUCUAAACCCGUAGCUACCGUUAAGCUCAAUUCUGCCUCCAAAUGGUCUGCAACAGCCAAGGCGUCAGAGAAAACUCUGCAACCUGUGAAACCUUCCACAAAGAAACCCGCAGCUGCUGUUAAAGUCCUUUCUAACAAACCACCCUUUGGACGAACCCCACCGGCCUCACCCGCCAACAAACCUGCCAAUAGUGUGUCUCAGCCGAAACCUGGAACCAAACCAACUCAGGCAGUCUCCCCUUUCACUACUGUCAAAAAGACGGGGGUUAGAGCCAUUCCCACAGCAGGUGUGGAAGGUCACGCACAAGGUCGUGUUGUCGCGCCAUUGGCGCCUUCUGCAACUGAGAGUGUACUAGUAGAAACGGAGGGUGCCGGGGCGGUCCCGCAAGAGCCAGUCCUUGCUGCCUCUACACCAGAAGUAUUGGCCCAGAGGGUUGCACCUCAAGAGUCUGUGCUAAACCAAGAAUCUGCUCCAUCUCCUCCACAAAGUCCUGUGAGGACAGCUUCACCACAAUUGUCUCCACCACAAGAGCAGGUAGAAAGCAGCGCUCCUUUACUAACAGUCCAGGAGGAGAUCUCUGUCCCAGCUGAGCAAACGAAACCACUUGCUGCCUCCCCUCUAUACGCGUCCAAUGAGCCUGUUCUUUUGUCGACAGACCAAACCCCAUCUACAUCCAAAUCGCCUCAAACAGCGGCAAAUGUUGGCCUACAGAUAGCUGCUGCUGCUGCUGCCAAUUUAGAUGAAGAGGAGGAUGAAGAGGAGAGGGAGGGAAGCCAGCUUGUGUCUGUGUCUGAAAUGAGCGGUACCACACAGCCAACAGAGGAGUCUCGUCCUGAGUCGGCAGGUCUAGUUGGUGGAUCUGCCUGGCGAGCUGCCGGCGCCCUGCUCUCUGAGCUGGACUCUGAGGAUGUGAGCGGCAGCCAGCAGGGGGCGUCUGAAUUAAGUGCCCCUGGUGUCUUGGAGGGCACAGAAAGUAUGGAUGAUCUGGGAGAUGGCAGUCUGAAAGGAGCCAUUGAUAUGGAAGGAGCCUCAGCAGGUUCACCUGACUUUGAGAAGGUUCCUGAUAUACCAGCAAAUGACUUUGACGAGGAUGAGGAUGAUGACGACAAUGAUCGCGUGUGUGACAUGGAUGUGGGCUCAGAGCAGACUGAUGAACCACAGCGAACCAGGCAUGACAAUGAUGUCGAUGAAGAGGAGGAGGAGGAUAAUGAUGUGGAGAUGGCUAGUGAGGGAAUAACGGAGAGCGGACUGGAAAGCUAUGGCAAUGCAGAUGAAGAUGACUUUGCUGAGGAUGAAAGGCUAGACAAUUUGAACAGGGUGGUCCAGCCCCCACCCCCCCCUCCCCUGCUGCCCUCAGCCCCUGCUGCUCAGUGGGACCAACCAAACCCUUUUUCUGACCCCUGGGCAGAACAUUUCCAGCAUGUACCCGAGCAAACCUCUCAGUGCGAAAACGUGGCAGGAGCAGCUGCAGCAACUCCUUUGGCAGAUUCUGAAACCCCAACACAGACCCCAGCACAUCUAGAACUGGGAUCUGCACCUUGUGUUUCUGAAAACCAAGACGUUUUCCAUCCUUCCUCUGGCAAGGAUGCAUCCAACGGUCUGGAUGACCAGUUGAACUUGGAUCAGUCCAGCCCAGCCCCAAUGAAAACCUCUCCCCCAGCUGCCCUCUCUGCCCCAGGCGUGCCUCCGUCAAGCACUGCGAGCAGUGAAACCAGCACGCCUGAGGAGCUUGGAGACUACAAUCAGGUUGAGAAGCUUCACCCCCAAGAUGCACAAGGCCCAGUGCUUUCUGGCCAGGCUGACCUGGCCUGUGAGAACCUCGACAUUCCCCUGGAGAAUGAGGAGGAAGCAGAGACCCUGCCUGCUGACGACGUCCUGGAAGGCCCUGCAACAGCCCCCACAUCCAAUCCCUCCUCAACCUCAGUCACGGAGGACGAGGCCAGUGACACGGAGGGAGAAGCUCAGUUGAAUGAUUCCCUGGAGCGCUCCACGACUGGCGACGCCACCUUUGAGUGCCAGACGUCCUCCCAGCGCUGCCUGUCCACUGUGGAGGAGGGGGAUGAGGUGGAGGAUGCGGAGCGCGGUGGGGGAGAUGACACCACUCCACCUUCAGCUACCUCGUUGGCCUCGUACGGCUUCGACUCCACGACCACGGCUUCAAACUCGCACGCCCAGUCGACCGGGGAGAGCUGCAUAAAGAGCCCUGGCAUCUUCUCUCUGGAGGAGCUGCCUGAGGAGGCCAAGGAGCCCGCUUUCAUUGCACAGCCCUGCCUUGCAGAACAACAGUACAUCGAGUGUGGGAAGCAGGAGGGAGGAUCUGAGCAUGUCAAGGGUGACGAACCGGGAUCAGACGAAGCCCUGGAUCCUGUGCCAGCCAUAGGCACUUUGCAGCAGCAGGAGGAAAUCCCAGAUGAAAUCCAGCCUCCCUACUAUUCUAUCUGUGAAAAGACUGCAAACGUUUAUGCAGGCUUCACUGCCCUCCCACACCCUCACCGCCGUGAUCACUUAGCACACCCCAGAACCUACUGCGACGUCAUCAAACCGCACAGCGCCGCCACCGCCACAGCACCAAAGCUGACCUGCGCUGACCUUCCACCCCGGAGUCCAGGACAGAAGGCGCUGAGCCCGCAGCUCCGUAGGCUGGAGCAACACCAGCGACAGCUGCUGGAGCUGCAGCAACGCAGGGAGCAACAAAGCAGGCCGCUGGAAGAGGCGGAGCAGGAGAGGAAGAAAAGGGAGGAAGAGGAGCAGAGGAAGAAAAAGGAGGAAGCAGAGGAAGAAAUAAAAAGGAACAGAGAGGAGGAGCGGCGGAUGCGAGAGCAGGUGGAACAGAAGCAGAAGGAAGAGGAGGAGCUCAAGCAGAGAAGAGACCUUGAACUGCAGCUCCAGCAGCAGCAGCAGGAGCUGCAGCAAAGGCAGCAACUCAUGCAGUGGCAGCAGGAGCUGGAACAGUCUAACAAAGGUCAGACAGUGAUGCUGUCUCCCUCCACUGGCCUCUGCACCAUCUAUGAAGCCCUGGAGAAUAGUGAGGAGGAGGAGGAUGAUGAAGAUGACGAUGAAAUAAAGGAGCACAACACUAAAGGGAUUGAAGAGACCAAACCAGAUGGAUUAAAUCAGGAGAUAGUUAAUUGUGAAACAUCAGGUCAAGACUCCCGUCCUCAGCCGGACUCCCCCCAGACAUCCAACAGUCUGUCCCAGGACGACCCAGACUCAUCCCCCUGUCCUCCCGAGUCUCCAGAACAGCCUCCGCCCCUAGACCUGGACUGGGGCAAGAAAGUGGACAUAGUCCAACAGCUGAUCAAUCAGACCCUGCUGCUGAACGGAGACGGCUGCUCGUCUCUGCUGCUGCUGCCAGGGGGCACGGGAGGCACGCUAAGCCCCCUGGAGAGCAGCCUGUGGCCCAGCCUGCUGCCGCCCCUCACCCCCCCCUCUGCCACUGUCACAUCUGUUAGUAGUUUUUCCCCAGAGGCCACUGGGAGCUCCCCACAGGGGGAGUGGACAGUGGUGGAGUUGGAGACACACCACUAACACUUACAUGCUACUGCACAUUACUGUAUUCAAAUACAGAGAAAGUAGGCUGGUUUCAUGCUGGACUUGGAUGGACCGAUAAAUUCGAAUGUCAAAGAGCCAAAUUAUAUUCAUCCAUUAGGUGACCUGAUGGUAGUGUAGAUGAAUGGUUCCCAUCAGUUAAAGAUUUCCAGAUGGGAGAGCGGGGGAUAAAGAGCGACCACACAUUUUGAAUAAUUACUGUAGCUGAAGUGGUCACGCUGAUAAAAUAAAGCCUGUGAUAAGGUCUGAAGCACUGAUAGACUCAUUUGAGUGAUACGUGAUUUGUAACUGUAUUGUGAAAACGAGCACAGAAGUCAUUAAUGUGCUAGUGGUGCUACAGUUUAACAAUUGACUUUUCUCUGAGCCCGUAGGAACAUGUCGUCUUUCUAAGUUUAUCUACUUACGCAAGUAAAUAUAGUAAAAGAUCGAAGCUUUGACUCCAGAUGCAUAGUUUAGUUUAACACUGAAUCAUUGAAAUGUUUAUAUUUUGUUAAUGAGAACGUCAAAACACUUUAUUCUGCAUAAAACAGUUUAAUGAAAUCUUACCUUUAUUCAAGCAUUUAUGUUGACUUUUCCGUUUUCAAUACAGUUGCUGUGUAAUUGUAGCAUCUACACAUACUAGGAUCCUAAUAACUGUAGAAUAUAAGCUACCUCCAGUUGUCAAUCACCCAGAAAUUCAGUGUUGCCUCAGAAACGGUCAGUAGGAAAGUUUCCAUGCAGCCAGUGCAGAUGUUGAGUCUCUGUUAUACAGAAAGACCAACACCACACUGCAGCAGUGAAACCUUUACCUGUCGUCUUCCACCACUGACAUCCUACAAACUUGCAUGCUGACACUUCAUUCAUCCUAAGCCUCACAUAAUGAAACCAAUUACUGACAGACUUCCAUGAUGCAUCCAUGGAAACUGGAUUGAACCUUAGUUUCUUUAUGCCAAAUCUUUGUGCCAUGAGUGGACACAUUUACACUCUGAUGGUGUCAACUGCCACGAUCAGUCCAGUGUAAACUGACUGGUCUGCUUUAAUUUGUUUUUGUCUCGUAUAUUCUAUUUAAUUGAAGCAAUAAUGUUUAUACAUGCAUUUAUUUUCCUUUAUGAGCCAGAAAAUAUACUGGAGAUGUCAUGCUACUGAAAAGUGAUAAAAGAUCACUGAUACUAUGCGAGUAACCUGAAGUCAAAUAUUGUAAUUAUAUUUUGAUUUUAAAGGCCUAGACACUGUCAGAUAGGGCUCCUGUUAUCCUUUACUCUGUUUCGUUUGGUAAUUGAAGGAAAUCAUCCUUAUUUCCUUUUGAAACCCACAGGGGGCAUAAUGAGGUUUUUAGGUUGCAAACACACACAGCAUUGUCUUAGUGGAUAAAUUCAAUUGUGCUGAUAGUUAUUAUUUGUCUCCCUUAGUUUUGCUCACACUUUAGAUGAUGAUACUUCUAUCACAGACUACAGAUAGAUGAUAGUUCAAUAGAUAGUAGUCAACACUACUGUGACAUUCAGGGGUCAUGGUAUUGGAUGAUUUUGAGGGAAAGGUGGUGGUGUUUUAUUACAAGGAGAUAUUGGGAGGACUCAGGUCAUUUUGGGUGAUUCAUGUAUUAUUGUUUGUUUAUAAUUGAUGACACUGUACGCUGAUGUCAGUCUGUUGUGCGGGUCCUGGGUGUAUUCAACGUCACUGUAGCACCAAACAGGUUCUUCAAAUCCAAAUUCUAUCAUUUCUAAGAUUCCUAUAGAUUUGACCGGAGGAUGAAGAUCCUUACAAUUACACAGGAAGAAACACGCUGUCUUCCGGUUUUACGGUAGAACCGCUAAAAUAUUUACAACGGGAAGCUAAAUGAACAGGUUUGGCAUCCAGUCAUUUUCCAACGACUCGUCUUGUCUGAUUGUCUUUGUGCACUACAGCAUAUAGAAAAACCUCUAUACCUAGCUUCCCCACUUUAUUGUCCAAGUUUGUGUUGAAGCAGAGAUGCAAACAGGUGUUUGUGUAAUGUCAUUUUGUGUUCCUGUACAUCCAGGUUGAACACGUAAUGUGUUUUUCACAAAGCUGGACUUUUUUAAAUGUUCGAUUUGCCUGGAUUCUGUUUUCUGUGAACUUGUGUGUACUGUUUAUGACUGAUCACUGUGAUGAAGGGAAGCCCCACUUUAGUUUUGUACUUUACAGAUUUAGAAUAUAGCAGCCCUUUCUGCGUCGUAUAUAGAUCUUCUUUAUGAGAAUGAGAUGAUUAGAGAAUGAAUGAUGCUGGUUGUAAAUGUUUGAUUUUAUUCUUCACUUUGAGUAAAAGCCUUUUUUAUGCCCACAAAACAGAACUCAUGAGCUGAACACUCAUUGCCAGGUCAAACAGAACAAAGCUGAACACCUUAAUUUCAUACUUGGCUCAAUUUCAAAUCUCUUGUUGGACAUUAAUUUAUUAAAAGGAAGUGAAGUAUACAUGUACUAAUUCAAAUGACUUGAAUUCUUUGAAAUAAAGUAAACUGGGUUUUUCACUUGUGAGGCCCACAUUAUGGCAGCUUAUUGUAAAGAUUUCCUAACUGUCUUUGAAUUUCUAAAAGACAAAUCUGUUAUUAUUUCAAUACAUUGGUAAAUUAAUAAAAGUUUUUUUUUAAAUAAAAUGCUUGAGCUUCUUUGCAA